This is a messenger RNA of Cadophora gregata, 1170 nucleotides long. RefSeq lists its product as uncharacterized. The record is from RefSeq and is a predicted model, not a curated record. NCBI's taxonomy places the organism in Eukaryota, Fungi, Ascomycota, Leotiomycetes, Helotiales, Ploettnerulaceae. The transcript has 4 exons. Gene Ontology annotation, biological process: proteolysis. The coding region runs from base 1 to 1170 and encodes 389 amino acids. Gene Ontology annotation, molecular function: aspartic-type endopeptidase activity.
AUGUUGUUCACCACUCCUCUGGUUAUUGCGGCUGCUAUCUCCGUGGCAUCUGCCUCUCCGAUUGAGCGUGAGACUAAGCGAGCUGUUCUGCCCUUGAGACGCAAUGUCAAUGUUUCAUCGAUCAAGAACGUCGUCCAGAAAGGACAAGACCGCAUUGCUGCCAUUAACGGCGUAGAAUCUCUGGUCGUGAAACGUCAGUCAUCUGGUGUUGUCACAAACGAGGAUGUAACUUAUGUUGCGCCUGUUGUGAUUGGCGGCAAGACUUGGGAGCUCAUUGUCGACACUGGAUCUUCAAACACCUGGUGCGGUGCCCAGACUGCCUGUGAGAAGACUGCUACUGGUACUUCUACUGGUCACAAGGUCUCUGUCAGCUACGGAAGUGGUUCUUUCUCUGGCACGGAGUACACAGACACUGUUUCCUUCGCUGGUCUCACUGUCUCGAAACAGUCAAUUGGUGCUGCUUCUACAGCUACCGGAUUCUCUGGUGUCGAUGGUAUCAUUGGCUUCGGUCCAGUUGGCCUCACGUCUGGUACCGUAGCAAGCACCAGCACUGUUCCCACGUUCAUGGACAAUCUCAAGGCUCAAGGAUCCAUCUCCACCGAAGUCCUCGGUGUGUCCUUCAGACCAGAAUCUGGCAGCGAUUCUGACGAUGCCAACGGAGAGCUGACUCUCGGUGGUGUCGACUCUUCCAAGUACUCCGGAACCCUCCAAUACUUCCCCAGGCUCACCAGCGGCACUGCCUCCUCAUACUGGGGUCUCUCAAUCGCCAAGUUCACCUACGGAUCAACCACCCUCCUCUCAUCCGCCACUGGUAUCAUCGACACUGGAACUACCCUGAUCUACAUCCCAACCUCAGCCUACAACGCGUUCCUCUCCGCAACUGGAGGAAAGACCGAUAGCUCGUCAGGCCUUGCUGUUUUCACCACAAAGCCCACCUCCAACUUCGGCAUCACUUUUGGAUCAACUACUUACACUCUUACCCCAGCCCAGUACUUGGUCCCUACCGCACAGUACGCCAACUUUGGUCUCACUUCUGGCAAGUACUAUGCCUGGAUCAACAAUGGAGGUAGCUCUGGUGUCAACACCAUUAUUGGCCAGAAGUUCUUGGAGAACUACUACUCUGUCUACGAUACCACGAACUCCCGAAUUGGUUUCGCUACUGCUGUAUAA